Molecule: messenger RNA, 1826 nt
Organism: Fundulus heteroclitus (mummichog)
Lineage: Eukaryota; Metazoa; Chordata; Actinopteri; Cyprinodontiformes; Fundulidae
Product: somatomedin-B and thrombospondin type-1 domain-containing protein
Exons: 5
Coding region: 537-1328 (263 amino acids)
Source: RefSeq, a predicted model, not a curated record
UUGCAAUCAUUCCGCGGAAUAAGUGGAAAUGAUUCGGUCGUUGACAAUAGGAUAUUUACACUUUUUAUUUUUAUUCACUCGAUGAUUUUCUGUAUUUGUUCCUCGUGCUGCUGAGUUAUAUCUCAUAAUUUGGAUCUAAAGCUGAUCUUUUUUUUUUUCAUCUAAAAGAGAAAAAAACUUUAUGUUCCAGAGUGAGCUGCUUAUUCUGUUUAGGGUCAGAGAUGGCCUUAAUAAUCCGUCUUAAUAAAAUGCAAUAGAGCGGUGGACCUUGUAGAUAGGCCGGUAGCCCACUUAGUAUUUUGCUAUAAAAGUGACUCAAAAGGGGGCGGCGUCCGCCAGACAAACGGAGGAGAGCUUUCGCACCAGAUAUCUAGUUUUACGCAACACUCGAUUGUAUGUUUGGUAGAUUUUUUUAUUAUAUGUAUGUGUUAUAUGCAGAAAAUAUUGGAUACCCAACAAAAUAAUUAAAACGGCAGUCGGAGUGAAAGUCUUCUGAGCGCUGGUGCAGAGCAGGUGGUCCUGGAGCAGCGUCAGUCAUGGGAGCGCAUGGAUGGAGCGCAGCGCGCAUCUGGUUCUGCCUUUGUGGAUACUUGGCGUUUUUCUGCAGCGAGUUCUUCCCGACGGCCGAAGCCGGCUGCAGGGAGAGGGCGAGCCAGCACUGCUGCCCCGGCAGAGACAACACGUGUUUUGAGUACACAAGGAGAAAAACGGUGUGCUACUGCGACAGCUACUGUCAGAAAACCAGAGACUGCUGCGAGGACUAUCAGUACGUGUGCCAAAUAUCCGCAGCUAUCGACUGUGUGGUUGGAUCAUGGGGUCCCUGGUCAUCAUGCUCAUCUCCGUGUGGAAUUGGCAGCAAGGAGAGGAGUCGUCAAGUUUCCGUUCCCCCGAGAAACGGGGGCACACCCUGCCCAGAUCUCCGGCAGAGACGAGGAUGUUUCGGCAACAAUGUCAUAUGUGACAAUACCAAAGAGGUGGCAAAGAUCCUGCCCGAUUCUUUCAGAAGGAACUUCAAGGACCCUUGGAGGCGACCACACAUGCUGAUGAAGGAGGAGAAGAAAAGUUACUGCGUGUACCUGAGGGUGAAACAGGCCAGUGCUGCAUGUAAACUCCAGUGGUGGAGUGCUCAGCUGAUACGAGAGCGGCUGGUCUGCACGGAGUGUCAAAGCGAUGCCAUGUCAAAGUCUGAUCGCUGUGUAGGAGAGGGCCAGGAGGACAUUAGAACUUUCUGGACUGCAGCUUCAGCUCCUGGUUGUCAUGGUUCCUGGAUGCGAGAGCUGUCUUCUGAACCCUGCAGUUGUCCUCCUUACUCUGUCCUUUUUGUUUGAGCUGAUCUGAUUGCAGGGAUCUGGUUGCCCUCAGCCUCGUCUAACCGAGUAGAGUCCUGCCAACCAAACCAGACCCUUCUGUCCUGGUUCCUGGAUAGACUGCUGAUGGAAAUCAGCUGCAUCCUGCCACUUCUCAUGUCACACCCUGUACUGUAUGCGUAAAAGAUAAGCACACAGGACGCCAUGCAUUUAUUCGCCUUAAGUUUAACCACCGCAAAGUCCACGUUCUAUUACCUCUGAAUCUUUGCUACCUACCUCCAUCAAUGCAAAUGUGUCUGCUAAAACAUAAUGUAUAGAUUUGAAAAGAAAAGGUGUAUUUUGAUUCCUACAUUUUAUACUUAUGUUGGUUUCUGUGUACUUUGUCUGUGCUUUUAUAGAUAUACUCUGUUGUAUCUAAAAGAUAAACAUGAAAGAAUAGGUGGUUAACUCAGUUUAAACAAUGAUCUGCUUGAUGGAGAGCCUAUAAAUACUGAUCAAAUAUAUGCAUGUUGUACCAUA